UAUGUCACAGUCUCAUUUCAGGGUAAGUCAAACAAGCUAGCUCUCUACUGCUGCUCUUUUUAUUUUUGCAUUAAUUUCUCGCUCAUAUAAACUCUGAUCCUGAGAAGAAUUUAAUCAUAGCAACUAUUGUAGGGGUCCAGUCUGUUGGAACAUAGCCUGAUCAUGGGGGUGACCGUAUUAUGCUAACGCAUCAUCUGGACUCAGGGAAGCCACAGGCAAGAUGGAAAAAACAAAACAAGGAGAGAAUGAGAUUAUGCCAGUGAAUAGCCCAUCUACACAGAUUUACCAGGCUACGAAGUACAUGUCUUCCCCGAACUUGCCUCCAGUGGGAGCCCGGCUCCAGCGGCAGGACGGAGGGAUCAUUACCUCUCUAGAACAGCUCCAUGAAAAAAUCAACGAGAUGAGAGACGUGUUCAACUCGCUGGAGAACAAGCUGCAGGCAUUGGCCUCUGAGCUCAAAACUGGUUUUACGGAAGCAAUGCAAGAGCUUUCAAGAAUUCAACAUGGAGAAUAUGCUUUGGAAGAGAAAGUUAAGAGCUGUCGGUGCACAAUGGAGGAAAGAGUGUCAGAGAUGAAGAAUUCCUUAAAUUAUUUUAAGGAAGAGCUUAGCAAUGCCAUGUCAAUGAUCCAAGCCAUCACCACCAAACAGGAAGAAAUGCAACAGAAAAUUGAGCAACUUCAGCAGGAAAAGAGAAGAGAGUCUCGCAAAGUGAAAACCAAAAAAACACAAAAGGAAGAGCAUGCGGCACCAGCUGGACCUGCACCGACCCAAGGUAGUCCUUUCCGCUCAAUCAAUAUCCCUGAACCUGUUUUGACAAGUGAAGAUUUUACAAAUAUUUUGCCAACUCAGGCCUAUGAGAAAGGCCAAGAGUCCAGACCAGUUCAUGCAGGAGACAGUAAUGUGAAAGGAAUAAUGAGUCCUGGAGUGAAUGCAGCAACUCCAGAAGCAGAAGAAAAUCUUAAAUCCUGCCUAUCUGCUGAUGUUCAGUCCAAGGGUCCUCUGACCUCUGGGCUGUGGAGACAGCCCAAGGACAGUAAGGAAUGGAGUGAGGAGUAUGGAUCCAAGGAUCACCCAGAUAAACCGAAGGAAGCAGCCCAAGGCAGGCACAGCUCCUUAGAGAAUGUUUUAUGUGAAACAUCUUUAUCUGCUAAAAGACAAACUGUGGCUCUGGAGCUGCUUGAAUCAGAACGAAAAUAUGUCAUCAAUAUAUCCCUGGUCCUGAAAAUCAAAGCAACAUUCCAGGGAUCAGAUGGGAAGAGGAGUACCAAGGAGAGAAGUCUUUUCCCAGGUUCCUUGAGGUACCUUGUCCAGCAACAUUUGGAUUUACUUCAUGCACUGCAAGAAAGGGUCCUGAAAUGGCCACGACAAGGAGUUCUGGGGGAUUUAUUCCUUAAAUUGACAAAUGAUGAAAAUAAUUUUCUGGACUACUAUGUUGCUUACCUGAGGGACUUGCCUGAAUGCAUCUCGUUGGUCCACGUCGUUGUCCUGAAAGAGGCUGAAGAAGAGAUUAAAUCUGACCUGUACACACUGUUUUUUCACAUAGUCCAGAGGAUCCCUGAAUACCUCAUUCAUCUGCAGAAUGUCCUGAAGUUCACUGAGCAGGAACACCCUGACUACUAUCUGCUUUUGGUGUGUGUCCAGCGCCUCCGAGUUUUUAUCUCUCAUUACACCCUGUUGUUUCAAUGCAAUGAAGAUCUGCUCAUUCAGAAACGUAAAAAACUCAAGAAGUCAUCCAUGGCAAAGCUAUAUAAAGGACUGGCUUCCCAGUGUGCAAACGCCGGGCAGGAUGCUUCCCCUGCCCCUGGUCCUGAGGCCGUCCGAGACAGUGGUGGGAUCCACUCUGAAGAGAUGCUACAGCCAUACCCUGCUGCCACCAGCCCUGGCUCAGCUGUCACACACUUGAUGCCCCAAGUGAAGAAAAGCCAACAACAAAGCUUGCUGGAGAACACUCAGCCCGGAAAGCCCUGUGACUGGGAGAUGGAGGCUAGAAAGCACGAGAGGCCGGAAAGCCUCCUGGCCCCGACUCAGUUCUGCACCACUGAGCAGGACUUGAAGGCCCUGGCGGGGCCCCUACAGGCAAUCCCGGAGAUGGACUUUGAUCCGGGCCUCGCGGACGAGCGCUCCCUGCGGGCCCCGGCCGAGCUGCUGGCUGACAGCCGGCCCUUCGUCCCCAGCUACGAGGAGUUCGAGUACAGCGGCGAGCUCUUCACCCUGCCGGCUCCCUACGAGGAGGAGGCUUUCCAGAGCCUGCCCCUCUUCGAGGCCUGCUCCCCGGCCUCCUCCGAGUCCAGCCUGGACAUCUGCUUCCUCCGGCCCGUCAGCUUCACCAUGGAAGCCGAGAGGAGCGAGCACUCCCUGCAGCCCCUGCCCAAGAGCUCCACGUCGCCCGUGAGCAGCAGCACGUACAAGCACGAGGCCGUCCACGGCAAGACGAAGCCGCUGAGCCGCUCGCUCAAGGAGUUCCCACGGACGGCCACGUCGGAGGGCGUCACCACCAGGUUGUACAGUACGCGGAGCAGCAGCGGCGGCCGCGUGCAGCUCAAGCAAGAGAGGCCUGGCCAGCCCCACAUCACCUCUGCCACAGCCAGGAGCUCCCCAAGGAACUUCUUCCCCCCCCAGAGAACCCAAAGUGAAAAACAGACCUAUUUGGAAGUAAGGAGGGAAAUACAUGUAGAAGAUAACACCAGAUUCUGUCCAAAGGAAGAGAGAGAAAGUGAGCAAACAUCAUUCAGUGAUCAGCAUCCCAGCAGGCAAGACCAGAAAGGGGGCUUUCGCAGCUCCUUCCGCAAGCUCUUUAAAAAGAAGUCCAGUGGAUCAGAAUACAGGGAAAAAACUAAUGAAAACCCCUCAAUGGAUCCUUCACCCACCAAACAAGAUCUCUUCAGAAACCAACUUGUUCUUGCAAAUGACCUUGACCAAGGAACUGCUGUGUAAAACAAAUGUAAAGUGUUAUUGUCAAGUGAUGAGACAAAGAUGGACAGUGUCUAUGUGUAUACAUCUGUGCACGUAUAUCUAUAUAAAGUCUUAAUGUAUAAAUUACUGAUGAAGAGCUAAUGAUCUAAAUAUUUGCAUUUGAAAACAAGUCAACUUGCAAAGCAUUGACAAGAGAUGAAGCCCUUUCUGUGAAUAAUGCUGAAUUUCAUGCCUGGAUAUUUGUGAGAAAAGAAAUGAAGAAUUUGUGAGGCUUUCCUCAUUGAAAGAGCCAGCAAUAGACACUAUUAGUUUGAAGGAAAAUAAACAUUUUUAAAAACAAAAUCCUCCCACUUUGAAAUUGUGCAACAAGUAUAACACUGGACACACUCAUAUUAAACAUGGAUAUGAAUUUUAUGUUUCCUAAGCGUUUGGCCUAUGAACUGAUCAGUGUUCUUAAAUUAUAUACCAUGUUAAGAGCAACUCAAACCAUUUUGUCAUCUGUCCUCCAAAGAACUCAAAGUACUUAGAAUAUAUUAUCCAGCUCAUCCUUAACAUUCAUGGAAGGUGAAUGAUUGCAUUGUAGAUCUUUCCCAUAAUGGGAAAUUAUAGAGAAGUUGUGGAUUACCUAACAGGGCAGCUUCAAAAGAUAAAGGUACAUAACUUGCAUUUUUCUGACUGAAGGGACAUGGUUUUAACAGUAAUGACAUUUCAGGGUAAAAGUCAAUAGGUUCACUAGUGCCAGGCCGGACCCCAGGGGAUGAGAACUGACCAAAGACUAUUUGGUUGCAUUUUUACCCCCAUCAUCAAGGAUGCAAUGAUCAUUUUGGGUGGAACUAGAGCUAGUGCAUGAUUUAGCACCACUCCGUGCACUUUCUCCUUAGAAGGAACACUGUCUGAUCUAGUGGGAAAGAAGGAGAGGGCAAGACUAACAACGCUUAGCAUCAUUUACCCUGCAAACAAAUACAUUCAGAUGGAGAAGAAUCAGGGCUGGGAAUGCUGGACUUUGCCAUUCAGGAGUAACCUAUUCUUCUUAUCACUGUAUUAUUCUGCUAAAAGACAGCAAUAUUUUCACACUAAAUGUGUUCAGUGUGGAAUGUGCCUGAAAGGGCAUAUUUAGACUCAAAACAUUAGCUUCAAGUGGGGAAAUGUGGGAUAAUACAAAGUUUGACUGUUUUUCUUGGAAAUUUACAGGUAAUGAAGUAGAAGGAACAUAUUAGUUCUUAACUGCCCAUAUUAGAGGAUAUUGAAUACAAUCACUGUUUGGGAAAUAUCCUAACACUUGGCACUGACUUUUCAAAUACCAUGUAGCUCAGAAGCCUAAAUGAACAAACCACCAAGAAUUUAGAAGUCCCCUUACUUCAUUCGGACUUGAGAUUUUUAGCCAUACUUUCAUAAUCAUUUUACUGAGAUUAACUAUAUUUUUCAUAAAAAUUAAUUUCAUGUUACUACUACACCAGAAAAUACCUUUCAGUUAGUGUAUAAUACUAAAUGAAUACUAAAUGAUACCACAAUACUAAAUGGGCUGAAAAUAGAAAACAAAACAAGAAACCUAGUUUUAUUGUCUAAUUUGAAUCACACAAAUACAAACUUUUUUCUUCCCUCAUUUUCCAUUUGCAGUCAAAGGGAUAAGCCAUACUGGGAAGGUUUUGAAAAUACUGUCCAUCCCUGAAAUUUCAUUUUAAAAUAGCAUGAUGUUAAACCUACAGCACAAUUCAAUUUCAAUAAUAAGAUCUCUUUCGUAAAUUUGGAAGAUAAAUAUGACACUUAAAAUGAUGCCACCGCUAGUCUAAAUCUAGUCUUCCAUCUUCUGGACUGCUACAGCUGAAUAACUGCUCUUAGUGCCUCUAGGCCAUUCUCUUUCUGGCCUAUUAAAAAUAUUUAACAGGGACAGCUAGGUGGAGCAGUGGAUAGAGCACCGGCCCUGGAGUCAGGAGUACCUGAGUUCAAAUCCGGCCUCAGACACUUAACACUUACUAGCUGUGUGACCCUGGGCAAGUCACUUCACUCCAAUUGCCUCACUAAAAUAAAUAAAUAAAUAAAUAAAUAAAAUUUAACAAACAUCCUGUAUGUAGUUCUCAUAUUUAAGUCUUUCUAAAACAUUGCUUUACAGUUUGGACCCCCCUCUUCAAAAACCUUCAGUUGUUCCUUGUUAUCUGUUGGUCACACCACAAAUUCCUGAGUUUGGAAUUCAAAGUUUUCCACAAUUUGGCACCUACUAUUUCAAUGAUCUUAUUUCCCACUACUUACUUAUGUCCACAGACUCUCUUCUCUAUUCAAACUAGCCAUAUACCAUGUAUAGUCCCACCUGCUGUACCUUAAACUUGUCCUAAAUGCACUCCCUCCGCCUCCAUUAUCUUAGUCUUGCUUUUUCUUUGAGGUCUCCUCCCUGACUACUCUGGGUUUUGUAAUUAUUCCUUCUGCUAAACUUGGGCAGCAUAUAUUAUUUAUCUACAUGGGCUCCUUUGGGUAACUAGCCUAUGCUACCUUAUAUUACCUAUCUUUUUAUUAAUCCUAAUAACAACCUAGUUUAUCAGUCUGAACCACAAUUCUCCAGAGGAGGGGGAAGUAUUAUUUUUUCUAUGUUACAGGUAAAGAAACUGAGGCUCAGGGAGUUUUCUGUUACCUAAGGUCACAUACCUCCUAAGUUGAAGUCAGGAUUCAAACCCAUGUGUUUUGAUGAUAAUUCCAAUGUUCUGCCCACAGCACCACAACUGCCUCCUUUUUAUAUCUUACAUUUAUAUAAUAAUUUAAGGUUUGCCCAUUAUUUAUAGCACAACAGUGCUUCAAGCAGGUGGGUGUAUUCCAUCUCCCCAAAAAGGUCUUUGGGGAUGGUGACUAUAUGUAUAUUCUCAGCCUGUAACAGGAAUACGUAUAGUAUAGUCCUUAGGUACUCCAUGGAUAGUUAUGGAUGACUGUAACAGGCAAAGAAGGCUCUAAAAAACAUUCCUUUUGUUCUUCCUCCUUCCUCCUUCUGUCUC
Messenger RNA from Dromiciops gliroides (monito del monte), 5892 nucleotides. It is a transcript of the gene ARHGEF33, whose product is annotated as Rho guanine nucleotide exchange factor 33. NCBI's taxonomy places the organism in Eukaryota, Metazoa, Chordata, Mammalia, Microbiotheria, Microbiotheriidae. The record is from RefSeq and is a predicted model, not a curated record. Gene Ontology annotation, molecular function: guanyl-nucleotide exchange factor activity.